UGCGUGUGUUAAGGUGCGUGUAUGAAGUACCUCCGACGUCUUCCCCGCAGGCGCCUUCGCCUCUGCCAAUCGCUGGGUAUUCUUGUCGUCCGUCUCUCAGCGUUGUUCGAGUCUGGAUCUCGGACGCCCUAGUGAUAGCCCGAAGCCGUCGAGAAAGCUUUCGAUAUUGAGAUAUCGGACGGAUCUGACGGCGGCGAGGGUUGGGAUUGAUCGGAUUAGGUCUGGUCUCGGAAUCUUUGAUCGUGAUCGCAACGGGAUUGAAGCUGCCCUAGUCGGUCCUUUUGGUGAAGAUGGCUUAAUCGAUGUAUGUGGAAUUUCUCUCUUUCAAUUCAAUGAUUAGAGAAAUUUAUGUCCCAUGAUGUUCUGGAUAUGGCAACAACAAUAUUCUCUCAUUUGCAAAAUCUCUGGCCAUUUUCAGGAUCAAAGACUGAUGACCUGAAAAUUUCAGCUCAACUAGUUCGCAAGCUCUCAGUCCCAGAUAAGACAAAGCAGUUUGUUUUUGCUCUUCGUGAACCUGAUUCUGAUGCCGUAGUGUAUAUACUAGCUGCUCAAAACUUAUCACUACAAUCUGCCUUAGAUGCAGAAUACCUCAUCAAAGAAGUUCAGCCCAAAGUUGUAGUAGCUCAGAUUUCCCCAUCAGUGUUGGCUGAUAUUCGAUCAGAAGAGAAGUGCUUAAGAAAUGAUCAAGUAAACCAUGUACCAACUUCAUCAUUUGGGGUGCUUAAAAGAUGUCUUAUGGAAAAGAUCAACAAAGAUCACUAUGAAAGUUUUGCGGGGUGUCAUGUCUUGCGUGAGAUUUUUGGGGUUGGAUUUUAUGGCCAUUUCUUGGUAGCAAAGAGAGCUGCAGAAGAUGUACAUUCGCAUUUUAUGUUACUGGAAUCACCAUAUGAGAAAGGAUGUACUGCAACUUCUGUAGAAAAUGACAAAGAUGGAGGUCAGAGCUUUGCAUUGCACAUACAAACGAGUGGUUUGCUUCCUGGAAAAGUUACUUCCGCCAUUUACUCAAGUUCUAAAAGAAUUUGUCUUGAUACUGCACUUCAGUCACAAGCAAUUAGGUCACUGAUUCCAUCCCUUGAUCUAAUAAUCUCGAAAGAAAUUCUGUCCGACGACAAUUCAGAAGUGGAAUCUGGAAAAGAUCGGUCAAAUUGUAGUUUCAAGGUGCCCCCAUUUGCACAGUCUUUUUACCCGUUACUUGCAGAUCUACAUCACAUAUUCAUAGACCUUCCAUAUAUUGCAAAAGCUAUGGUUUCUGUACAGAAAAUACUUGCUGAUAUCAAUGAUGGACAGCCGGUUAACACUCAAACCUUAUCUAAUGUCUAUAUCUUCAGAAUUGCGAUUGAAGGUGUAAGGAUAGCUUUAAACAAUGCUGCACGUUUACCUAUGGAUAGAGGAGGGAAAAGCAACUCAACAAAGUUGGAGUAUUCUGAGCUCCCUUCUGAAGAAAAAUCACAUGUUCUUUUUGUGCAAGCUCUCAGGAGCCAAGCUAGGAAGUUUGGAUCUGUGGUGGCUAUAGUUGAUGCAGGAUGCUUGGCUGGUCUCAGGAGGCACUGGAAUACAUCUGUUCCUCUCAAGAUUGCAGAUUUAACUGAUCAAUGUUUCACGGAAUAUUAUGCUCAUGAUCUUGAUGCUAAUGAUGAAAAGGAGGAGGAUAUGAGAAAAACAGGGCUUCUGGCAGACAAGCCUGUCGUGGCAUUUGGUGCCGGAGCUACAGCAGCCCUUGGUGCAUCAUCACUAUCAAAAGCCAUUCCCGCGUCAACAUUCAUUAAGCUUGCAACAUAUAAGAUUCCUGCGACCUUGAAAUUUGGCUUAGCAAAUCUGCAAAGGGCAGCUACUAUCGGACUUGGGAACAUUCUUGGGUCAUCAAAUCCCCUCACACAUGGGCUUGCAAGUGCUGGAGCCAAGACCUUGCCCUGGAAGUUCACAGUGUCAGCAGAGAAGAUUCGUGCCGUGACACACACUAUGAUAGCAUCAGCUGAGAGGACAAGCUUGUUGGCCAUGAGGACAUCAUUUUAUGAGAUUAUGAGGAGAAGGGGUGUCCGACCACUUAGAUUUAUGCCAUUAGCUACUUUUAGUUGUAGCAUGGUUGCUUGCACUGGACUUCUGGCUUAUGGAGAUCGUAUUGAAUGUGUUGCUGAAUCAUUGCCUAAUGUUCCCAUGAUUGCUUCUUUGGGUCGUGGGCUAGAGAGCUUACGCCAGGCAUCUAAGGAAGUGAGAAUGACCGAUGGUUCCAAGAUACAGAAAGUUUUACAGACCCUCGUGUACAACUUGAAGAAAAUGAGAACACAAUGAAAAAGAUUUGAGAUAUAUCCUGGUUAUUUGAUUUUUGUUUUUAAUCCAUGACAAUCAAAGAUGCUGCAUAUCGGAUUUUACA
Molecule: messenger RNA, 2371 nt
Organism: Musa acuminata AAA Group (dessert banana)
Lineage: Eukaryota; Viridiplantae; Streptophyta; Magnoliopsida; Zingiberales; Musaceae
Exons: 2
Coding region: 349-2289 (646 amino acids)
Source: RefSeq, a predicted model, not a curated record